UAAGUUAUUGUUUACGUUUUUUUUGCAAAUUUGGAUUGUUAAUUGUAUGCAGCAUUUCGAAUUUAUAUUGAUAGCGUUUAAUAAAUUUCAAAAAAUGAAUAAAGUGUUAAAAGAGUGUUUCCUGAAGUCAUUGACAGAUCGUCACCAGCCAAUUCGUAUUGAAUCUGAGCGAACUUUCGUUGGCCGUAGUCCAGAGACACUUAUUCAGGAUCCAUGUUGUUCGCGUCAACAAGUUUGUCUAAAGGCCAACUUCAAGGAUGGAUACGUAUUGGUAAAAUGUCUUGGUUCAAACCCUUCAGUUUUGAAUGGAAAACAAUUGGAAAAACAUUUGGGAUAUGAAGCAUACGAUGGAGAUAUUCUAGAAUUGCUUCCAGGUAACCAUCAAUAUUCAUUUGAUUUUAAAUUUGAAAACGUUGUCGAACGGCAAACUGGUGAAGAAAAAUCAAAAACUAUGGAAAAAACAAAUUUUUCAAAAAGAGAUUGCUCAGAAACUGACAUCAACGCUAGAAACAAGAAUAGUAGAAAUAAAAGUGAUACUCAUAAACGGCUUUUAUCGAAUGACGAGACAGACUAUCAAAGCAACUCCAGGCAAAAUAAGAAGAGGCGACAUGAAGAUUCACCUAAUGGGAACACUAGUAAGUCGGAUAUACGGUCUCGGAUUAGCGGGCAACAAACAAUAGCUGUCAAAAGCUCUCUGUGGGAAGAGAUCGAUGGAAAACAAUUGUAUGUUUUUCAUAGCAAAGGCCUAAUGUCUUCGGAAAAGAUAGCUGCAUAUGACAUGGAUGGAACACUUAUUAAAACCAAAUCGGGUAAUGUUUUUCCCAAAACCAUUGAUGAUUGGCAGCUUGCCUUUUCCGAAGUUCCCGGGAAACUGAAGUCCUUAUUGAAAAAUGGGUUUAAGAUAGUUAUUUUCACUAACCAAGCUGGAAUUUCAAAAGGCAAACUAAAAAUUGAUGAGUUUAAAACAAAGAUUGAAGCAUUGCAGAUGAAAUUAAACAUUCCUUUACAAGCAUUUAUCUCUACUGGAAAAGGGAAAUAUCGCAAGCCAUUGACGGGAAUGUGGGAUUCGCUGUGUCAGCUAUUCAACGGCGGCCUUCAAGUAGAUAAAGGACGAAGCUUUUACAUUGGUGACGCUGCCGGUCGCCUAGAACAGAAAAAACCUGUAAAACGCAAGAAGGACCAUUCUUGUGCUGAUCGGCUUAUGGCAUUGAACGUUGGGAUACCAUUUUUUACCCCGGAGGUUCACUUCCAGAAUUCCAAAGACAUUGAAUGGGCGAAACCGGAAUUUGAUCCAAAGUCUGCUUGUGGAUUUUCUGACCUUUUGUCACCAAGCGGAAGUAAACUUGUAUUGUCUAGGCAAGAAAUUAUAAUAAUGGUUGGUUUUCCCGGAUCUGGUAAAAGCCACUUCACUCGAGCGCACCUUGAACCAAAAGGUUAUACUCUGAUCAAUCGUGAUACUUUAGGAUCAUGGCAGAAAUGUGUUUCACAAUUAGAAAAUACAAUACGAAACAAAAAGUCUGCUGUCAUUGAUAAUACUAACCCAGAUGCGGAGAGCAGGAAGCGUUUCAUUGAAGUGGCCAAAAAAAGAAACGUAACAUGUCGCUGCUUUGUAAUGAGUGCUAGUUACAAGCAAUCAAAACAUAACAAUAUUUUUCGGGAACUGACAGACCGGUCACACACGUCGAUCAAUGAUAUGGUGUUCAAUAUGUACAAAUCAAAAUAUCAGGAACCAUCAAUCGAAGAGGGUUUUAGCGAAAUAAUAAAGGUAAAUUUUGUGCCAAAAUUCCAAUCUGAAGCUGACGAAAAGUUAUACAAACUGUAUCUGCUGGAGAGUUAAGUAUAAUAUAUGAUUAAAUGGGAAAUUUUGUUUUUUUUUUUAUUGAAUAAUUGAUUAUAGAAUUUUUGCUAGUUUUUAUAUCAAUCUUCAAAAUAUACUGGUCAGUUCAGCUAGUU
Molecule: messenger RNA, 1953 nt
Organism: Wyeomyia smithii (pitcher-plant mosquito)
Lineage: Eukaryota; Metazoa; Arthropoda; Insecta; Diptera; Culicidae
Exons: 4
Coding region: 47-1837 (596 amino acids)
Biological process (GO): DNA repair
Molecular function (GO): double-stranded DNA binding; ATP-dependent polydeoxyribonucleotide 5'-hydroxyl-kinase activity; protein binding
Source: RefSeq, a predicted model, not a curated record